AUGGGAGACCAUAAUUAUGGUCGAAACGAAGUGCACAUGGAGGACUCUGAGACCACGACUGAGACGGCUGCGGAGGACGUGCUGCCUGCAAGAAAACCCACGUUCAAGGAUAAAGUUAUGGGGGUCAAGCCUGUAACUAUUUUGGAGGAUGUUGAUCUUCUAGAGACAGGGAUCAUGGAGAUGAAUAUGGUUGAGGGGAAUCACCUCUUCCCUUCAUUUGAGAUAGAUGAUAACGCGUACAAAACUAUUUGUUCGCCAUGGGAGGAUUGCUUGGUGAUCAAGCUUUUGGGGAAACAAAUUGGUUACAGGCUACUGUGUGAACGUCUGAAGCCAUUAUGGAAACUGUCAGGAGCUUUUGAAGUCAUUGAAUUCCAUAAUGGGUACUUCUUUGUGAAGUUUGAUACUCAGGAGGACAAAGUGAAGGUGUUGACAGGUGCACCGUGGAUGAUCUUUGAUCAUUAUUUGUCCGUGAAACCAUGGACCUCAGAUUUUGUUGCAGCGGAUUCACGCAUCAACACGACUGCAGUUUGGAUACGCAUCCCAGGCCUGGGACUUCAACUUUAUCACAGGAGAAUCUUGAUGACGAUUGCCAAGGGAGUGGGUAAACCGCUCAAGGUGGACAUGAACACAGUCAACAUGAGCAAGGGGAGGUUUGCUCGUGUGUGCGUGGAGAUAGACUUGGAUCAGCCUGUUGUAGGCAUGUUGCGUCUACGGGGGACUUGGUACAAAAUAGAGUAUGAGGGACUCCAUCUAUUAUGUGGGGGUUCUGGCUGGUAUAGUCACUUGACCAGGAAUUGUGUUGCACCCCCGAUGCAGAAACUAGUACCAACAGCGGUUGUGGGGACUCCUGUUGAGGUGAACCAAGACCAUGUGACGGCGCCGGCGGCUGAACCAGUGGUGGAACGGCAGGAAGGCAAUCCUAACUCUAACCCUAUCCAACCAGCGAAUGGGAAUCAGGGAAAGAAUCUUGCCAAUGACACGUGCCUUGAGGUGGCACAUGGUGAGUGGUUGAAAGUUGAACGAAAGAAAAAUCAGGCAAAAAAGAAGUCGCAGGUUAAGGAGGGAAUCUCUCCAACUCAGGAAAAAGGAAACAAAUGCAAGAUAUUGGGAAAUAAGAAUGACAGCAAUAAAAGCGCUGGUAAUUCCUUUUCCAAAGAUCCGGCAACUAAGACUCAGGAAUUUUCCUAUUCUACUGAGAGUGCGCAUUACCGCAAACGUUCCCGAAAUAAUAAGUCAGGGUCGAUGGACUCAAGUCAACCAGCGAGAGCUGGGAGUGGCACAAAACCGCUGACACAGGGGGGCCCUAGCCAUCAUCAGUAG
Lotus japonicus is the source of this 1320-nucleotide messenger RNA. RefSeq lists its product as uncharacterized. The coding region runs from base 1 to 1320 and encodes 439 amino acids. The record is from RefSeq and is a predicted model, not a curated record. The transcript has a single exon. Lineage: Eukaryota; Viridiplantae; Streptophyta; Magnoliopsida; Fabales; Fabaceae.